AUGCGGCCUUUGAAAUGCGCCGCGGCUGAGACACAGCAGCGCAGCACCGACACCGGCGAGCAGGCGCACGACGGGACUCCUCGUCGCGCGCGCCCAGACGGCGCCGGCCGCGCACGAAAAAGCGGCCGCCAUGAGAAGCAUGCUCGCCGCCACGGCGCUGCCGCUGCCGCUGCCGCUGCUGUCCGCAGACUUGUCCGGCGAGGAGGCGCGCCGCCACAGCAGCAGCAGCAGCGCCGUGGUCAUCCACGCGACGCUGUGCGCAGAGUGCAAGACGAGCCCAAACAAGGUGCCGCCGCGGAUCCUGUCCCGUGCGCCGAAAAUCAGCUGCGCCGCCGCGCCGCAGAUCGCCAGGAGCAGGAGAAGCUGGCUCCCGCGGGGCUGUUGUCGCGGCUGUUCCCACGGUGGUGGUAUCCUGGUGUUUGGUCGAAUGAAUGCGUGUUAGGGAACGUGUUGCAUAAUUUCGAAGCCUCUAGAAAACAGCAUGGUCAGCCCAAGUCCGACAAACCCGGCGGGGCGAAUGUCAACACCCUUUGGCUUGCCGGUGGCCGGAGUCGUGUCCGUAGGUCGCUUGAUGGGAUAUACGUGAUGAGCCACGUCGAGCUCUUCGGUCACGGUGCCUUGCUCAUUGUUGGUGCUGCUGCGAAAUCGGGUCCUUCGAUUCGUGAGAUGCCGCGUCGACUCGGCGCUCAUGAUAUGUCCCGUUUUCAGUGCGGCUUGGAAAUGCAAUGUCUGGGCCGAAUGUAUACAUGGAUGCAUCACUCUCUGGUCGUUGCCUCCAUGGCGCAUAGUCCUUGUUUCGUAGAAAUCGGGUCGCACUAUAUAAGCACCCAGAGUCGAGCAAUAUCUGCCUCACAUACACACACCCGCUAA
Molecule: messenger RNA, 870 nt
Organism: Beauveria bassiana ARSEF 2860
Lineage: Eukaryota; Fungi; Ascomycota; Sordariomycetes; Hypocreales; Cordycipitaceae
Exons: 2
Coding region: 1-870 (289 amino acids)
Source: RefSeq, a predicted model, not a curated record